Molecule: messenger RNA, 698 nt
Organism: Beta vulgaris subsp. vulgaris (sugar beet)
Lineage: Eukaryota; Viridiplantae; Streptophyta; Magnoliopsida; Caryophyllales; Amaranthaceae
Product: TPD1 protein homolog 1
Exons: 3
Coding region: 80-676 (198 amino acids)
Biological process (GO): cell fate determination
Source: RefSeq, a predicted model, not a curated record
GUUAGGAUACUUUCCUAUUUCAUUCGAGUUCUUAUAUACAAAUUUACUGCUUGGUAGCUAAAUUUGAAGCCUCGAGACCAUGAGAACUACUGGUGGAAAGCUUUGUCACCUUCAAAUUUGCAUGCUUUACAGCUUCCUCUUUACCAUUCUGUUUCUACUUUCUACUUCAGGGGGGUUAGGCAGCAGCAGCCGCAUGUCGUUAGUAAAAGAGCGAAAAAGCAGCAAGGAGAUUAACACUUCUAAAGUAGUAGUCAUUUCCAACAAUGACUCUGUCAACGCCACUAACUCUACCUUCUUAAUGCGCAAGCUCCACCUCCCUCUCCCAACACCAUCUGAUGAUGAUGGAUCAGAAUACAAUGGAAUGGGAUCAUCAUGCUCAAACGAGGACAUAGACAUAUAUCAAGGGCCAACCCCUCCAUUACCCAGCGGAAUCCCAACUUACACAGUUGAGAUACUGAAUGCCUGUGUAGAUGGUUGCAGCAUUGCUAACAUUCACGUCAGCUGCGGGUGGUUCAGCUCCGCUAGGCUCAUCGAUCCAACCGUGUUCCGGCGACUCUCCUACGAUGACUGCCUUGUCAACGAUGGUGAUCCGCUCGACGCCGGCCAAAGCUUGUCUUUUCAAUAUGCCAAUAGUUUCCGUUACCCUCUCUCUGUGUCCUCUGUUGAUUGCUACUGAAAUACUAUACCAUACUUGUUGC